Messenger RNA from Colletotrichum godetiae, 483 nucleotides. RefSeq lists its product as uncharacterized. The transcript has a single exon. NCBI's taxonomy places the organism in Eukaryota, Fungi, Ascomycota, Sordariomycetes, Glomerellales, Glomerellaceae. Bases 1 to 483 code for a protein of 160 amino acids. The record is from RefSeq and is a predicted model, not a curated record.
AUGCGCCCGGCGUGGGCUUACGUCUUCUACGACACUAGCCCGGGGACUCUUAAUCCGGGACGCGCCGAGGAUCUGGCCCGCUCCAUCUUCGACGGCACCGAAAACAGCCGCAGCUCUGACGGACAACCAGAAAGAAUCGAGGUCUUUGCCGUGCCUCUCCCACCUCUGUCCGAGAUCGGGAGCCCGUAUUCCGCCGAGGAGCCGGGGCUUGAGCUCGUCCUCUCGCAAGAGAGCCCCUGGUGUGCCCGUCUUGCCGAACGUGUGUCGCCAGAUCCCCAGUACGCACACUGCCUUCGGCACGCCGCCGCUUGCAUAAACCAUUACGAGCGGGAAGUCCAGAGCCCUCUGACUAUAUCGGGUAGGGCGGAGGCGGUAUCGCGGUACCUCCCAGAAUUGUUCUGCGGCACCUACUACACCCGUCACAUCGUUAUUGUAGACAGGCUUGAGGAUGAACCCAAAAACCCGCCCAGGCCUACUCGCUAG